CCCCCCUGCGCCGGUGCCCGCGGCCCCGCGGCCGCUGCCAUCAUCGGCGCCGAGGACGAGGACUUCGAGAACGACAUCGAGCCCACCCCCGAGGAGCAGAACAGCCAAUUCCAGAGCCUGGAGGUGCUGCGGCAGCACCCGCUGUCCCUCAUGGCCUUCCUGCAGCACGUCGUGCUCCAGUUCGACUCCUGCCCCGUGCUGUGCUACCUGCACGUGGACAUGAUGCGGAGGAUGAACCCCAAGGAGGGCAGGAAGCAGUUCCUGGAAUUCUGCCACUUGUUCCUGGACAAGGCGGGGCUCCUGCGGGUGCCCAUCCCACACCACGUCCAGUUCGAACUGGAACGGACCCGCCCGGAGCUGCUGUCCGAGGAGACCCAGCGGCGGUUCCUGCAGGACAUCCAGAACUUCCAGGAGCCCGAGAUUUCCCGGCAGCUGGAAGACUUCAGGUCGAAGCGGCUGAUGGGGAUGACGCCGGGGGAGCAGGAGCUGUCGGAGCUGGAGUGGAGCCGCGCCCGGGACCCGUCGGGAUGCGAGUCCAGGGAGAAGCAGCUGGCGGAGCAGCUGCUGGCGCGGCUGGAGGAGAUGCACCUCACCAUCUCUUCGGACGAGGAAAAAAGCUCCGUCAUCUUCGGCGCCAUCGUCACCUACAUGAAAUUCCUGGGGCUCAGAACCAAGGGCGGCGACGCCAAGAAAUCCAAAUCCAACUUUUUCCGGAAGAAGAUCUCCGGGAAGGAGCCCCAGGGGAAGGCCCGGAAGGGGUUCAGCCUCCCGGGGGCUGCGCUCUGGGGGCGCGACGCCCACGGUGCCGAGUUCAGGCAAAGCAAAGGCCCCGAGGGCGAAGCCGAAAAGCCCCCGCACCCCGAGCGGAGGGGUCCCAGGGGGGCUGAGCGCGGCGAGGGGGGCUCCUCCCGCUCCCCCCGGGCUGGGGGGGGCACGGCCGGGACCCCCGACCCCCCCCCAGGCCUGGGGGUCACCGUGACCCCCCCGGGCGGGGACAGCGCUGAGGCUGAGCCAGGGACAGACCCCCCGGGACCCCUGGAAUUGGGGGACCCCCCCCCGGAGCCCCCCCCCGGAGAGCAGCACCUGGUGGAGGAGGGGGCUGAGAGCGAGAGACGCCGCCUCAGCCUGGAGCCGGGGGGGCCCGGGGGGGGCGAGCCCCCGCCCUUUCUGCCUCGGCAGCCUGAGGAGGCUGUGCCGCGCCUGGAGCCGGAGCUGGAGCAGGAGCCGCCGGCCUGGCGGGAGCUCGCGGCCCCCGACGCGCUCCUCAGGCUGCCCCAGCGCGAGGUGCGGCGCCAGGAGGUCAUCAACGAGCUGUUCCUGACGGAGCACGCCCACGUGCGCAUGCUGCGCGUCCUGCUCGAGCUCUUCUACCAGCCCAUGCUGCGCGAGGGGUUCUUCGACGAGCAGGAGCUCUCCAACAUCUUCCCGAGCCUCGAGGACCUCGUGGAAGUUCACACCGUGUUCCUCGACAGCCUCAAGAAGCUGCGGGAGGAGAGCGGGUUCAUCAUCGCCGAGAUCGGGGACGUGCUGCUGGCCAGGUUCGAGGGCACCGAGGGCAGCUGGUUCCAGAAGAUCUCGGCGCGGUUCUGCAGCCGCCAGAGCUUCGCCCUGGAGCAGCUCAAGGCCAAGCAGAGGAAGGACACGCGCUUCAACCAGUUCAUCCAGGAGGCCGAGAGCCGCCCGCGGUGCCGGCGGCUGCAGCUCAAGGACAUCAUCCCCACGGAGAUGCAGCGGCUCACCAAGUACCCGCUGCUGCUGCUCAGCGUCACCAAGUGCACCGAGGCCGCGGCUGAGCGGGCCAAGGUGGAGCAGGCGGCCGAGUGCUGCCGCCAGAUCCUCAACCACGUCAACCAGGAGGUCCGGGACAUGGAGAACCUCAUGAAGCUCAAGGAUUACCAGCGGCGCCUCGACCUCUCCAACCUGAAGCAGAGCACGGACCCCCUGCUCAGCGAGUUCAAGAACACAGACAUCACCAAGCGCACCCUGGUGCACGAGGGGCCGCUCACCUGGCGCGUCGCCCGCGACAAGGCCGUGGAGGUGCAGGUGCUGCUGCUGGACGAUCUGCUGGUGCUGCUGCAGCGGCAGGAGGAGCGGCUGGUGCUGCGCUGCCACAGCCGCGCUCUGGCCCCCGCGCCCGACGGGAAGCAGAUGCUGAGCCCGGUGAUCCGGCUGCGCUCGGCCAUGACCCGCGAGGUGGCCACGGACCACAAAGCUUUUUACGUGAUCGUCAGCUGGGAGAACGGGGCGCAGAUCUACGAGCUGGUGGCGCAGAGCGUGUCCGACAGGAAAAACUGGUGCAGCAUCAUCAGCGACACCGCGGGGUCCCUGAAGCUGCCGGGGGCUCAGCGGGCCAAGGCGGCGCGGGCGGGGGUGGGGCACGGCCCCCAGACCCCCCUCGAUUACCGGGACCCCUCCGAAAAUGUGGGGGGGGUCCCUGAAGGAGCCCCUGGCCCUGGACGACCGGGACAAGGACGGGGCCGUGGAAGGAACCGAAUUCGGGGGGGGCCCCCCCGAGAAGCGCGAGGCCGAGAGGGGGGGGUGGCGGCGCUGCGGCGGCUGCUGCAGGCGGGGGGGGCCGGGGCGCCCCUCCCCCCCGAGCAGGAUUUGGGGGGGGGUCCCGGCGCGGCGCCCCCCGAGCAGGAGCGGAGACACGCGGGGGACGGGGCGGAGAGCGACGGGGAGCGCCCCCAGCCCGGGGGGGGGGCUGCAGGUGGGGAGAGCCAAAUUUGA
Catharus ustulatus (Swainson's thrush) is the source of this 2730-nucleotide messenger RNA. RefSeq names its product Rho guanine nucleotide exchange factor 1 (gene ARHGEF1). Gene Ontology annotation, molecular function: G protein-coupled receptor binding; guanyl-nucleotide exchange factor activity. The annotation marks the transcript as partial. The record is from RefSeq and is a predicted model, not a curated record. Gene Ontology annotation, cellular component: cytoplasm. The transcript has 28 exons. NCBI's taxonomy places the organism in Eukaryota, Metazoa, Chordata, Aves, Passeriformes, Turdidae. Gene Ontology annotation, biological process: G protein-coupled receptor signaling pathway.